AUGUUAUCAUCAGUAUUAAAGGAAGGUGUUAUAAAGGUGGGGUUGGUGGGUACACGUUAUCUUCCUGCUGCAAUUCGUUCUCUUCCUCGUCCUCAGCAGCAACAACAGCAGCAGCAGCAGCAACAGCAACAACAACAACAGCAGCAGCAACAACAACAACAGCAGCAGCAGCAGCAGCAAAAAGGAGCAAUUAUUAAACCUAGUGGGACCUCCUUUAGGGUACUAGAGGCAGCAGUGUCUCUUUUAUCAUUUAAUUAUGCAAAAAGAUUACCAGGGGGGGGCCCCCUACGUAUAGAGUACCGUAUAUACAGCAGCAGGAGGGCCCUAUUUGCUGCUGUUGCUGCUGGUCAUGUACAUCUUACGGAGCUUGCUGCUCCUUAUUCAAGUGUACAGACAGCAGCAGCAGCAGCAUUCCCUUCUAAUAGAUUGCAUGCAGCACUUGCUGCACAUACACAACCCUACAGCAGCAGCAGCAGCAGCAGCAGCAAUAAUCAGCAACAGCAGCAAGAAGAAGAGGAGGAUAUAGAUCUAUUACUGCAGCAACAACAGCAACAACAACAGCAGCAGCAACAGCAGCAGUAUCAGCAACAGGAGACAAGGGACAAAUGGGUAUGGGGUUCUUCUUUAUUUUAUUCAUUAGUAUCUGCAGGGGCCCCCUGGGCAGGGGCCCCCUUGCUGCUAAGUUGUUCACGUUUGCUGCGUCUGCAGCGUAUAAGGGAUCUAAGUCUGCUGCUGCAGGAGACAGGUAAUGUGUCUCCUUUUAUCCUUAUUGAGUCCUCCUUACCAGAGAUAGCAGACAUUGUCUCCUCCCUCCUCCCCCCUAAUACUGUCUAUACCCUUGUUGAUUUCUCCUUUAAGGGGGGCCCCCUACCUCCCCCUACAGGCGCAAAAAGUCCCCUUUGUACCCAUAAAAGGGUAGGAGGGGGGCCCCUUGCUACAGCAGCAAAUGCUGCAGCAGCUAGUGCAGCAGCAGCAGGAGGUGGUACUGCACCAGGAGGAGCAGCAGCAGGAGAGGGUAAUUGGGGGCCCCGUGUAGUAGGCAGUAAUACAGAUGGUUGUAUAGGGGGGCCCCCAUCAGGGUACUGGGAGGGUAAAGGGGUACUAUUAGGGGGUAAGGUACUCUUAUUGUCUCUUGUUGAAGCCCUAGCUGCACUGCAUGCAGGUGCUGCUGUUGCGCUGCUGCAUGCAACACCAUUAGGGGAAGUAUUAUUAACAAAAGGAGACAAAGAGGAGACACAAGAAACAAAAGGAGACACUAUAAAUAACCAGGAAAAGGGGGCCCCCUUAGAUGCAAGUGGGGGCGUAACGGGGGCCCCCUCUCCUACUAGUAGUAAUAAUAAUACUGCUAGUACCCUAACGGGGGCCCUUCCUUGGCUAUUAGAAGCAGAGGCAGAGGCAGUUAUACCCCUGUCUCCUUUUUACCCUAAGAGGGGGGCCCCCUACUGUAUCCCUAGGGACCCUAAGGAAGAGUUUGCUGCUCUCUCUGCUGCUGCUGUUGAGGCAGCAGGAGAGACAAGGAGACUCUUCCUUAUGCCCGAUGACGAACUAUAA
Messenger RNA from Eimeria maxima, 1551 nucleotides. RefSeq lists its product as hypothetical. The coding region runs from base 1 to 1551 and encodes 516 amino acids. The transcript has a single exon. Lineage: Eukaryota; Apicomplexa; Conoidasida; Eucoccidiorida; Eimeriidae. The record is from RefSeq and is a predicted model, not a curated record.